Messenger RNA from Alternaria triticimaculans, 1008 nucleotides. RefSeq lists its product as uncharacterized. The record is from RefSeq and is a predicted model, not a curated record. The transcript has a single exon. Bases 1 to 1008 code for a protein of 335 amino acids. NCBI's taxonomy places the organism in Eukaryota, Fungi, Ascomycota, Dothideomycetes, Pleosporales, Pleosporaceae.
AUGCUGCGCGAGCUGUGCGUCUCGGACCUGCUUGCUUUGAGGAGAACGUCCCGCGUGCUCAACAUGCUUGUGACAGAGAACGCACCUGCGAUUGUGCGCUACUGGGUGAAGAACCGGCUCGGCAAUCUUCAUCUACAACUUUAUCCGGCUCCAAGACCGGACGCGAUCGACUUCCCGUUCUUACUCACUAUGAGACGGCGACACAUAGCGUCCAUCAGGUUGACACGUCAGCUUGCCAAUCACCUUGUAGGGGAGCCAACCGAACAUAGGCAGCUGUGGACAUCGGUGUACGAAAGGAUGCUGCCCCUGGUCUUUGGGGUAGGCUACUUUCUAGAUGAACAUCGACGACUACUUCUGGAAAGAGAUCUCGGCCACAUUCGACCACGCUCCCGUAUUGGCUAUCACGUCCGUACGACGGGUGGUAUCAGUAGCCAAGAAAGGAAGAUCUUGAAGAACCUGGAUGCACCACUUCGACUUCAGUACUUCUACAUGUACUGUUUCAUUGUGCAGGUGCUGCUUCGAAAGCUGAGACCUUGCAGUCGUGCUGGAGCAGUGGAAAAGUUCCUGCGGGGAUUUUCAAACCAGCCAGCCUGUUCAGAGGAUGUGGCCUUCUUCCUCAUACUUGGUGGCAUUGGGCAAGUUGCGAAGCUCCUCGCUUGCCCGGUAUAUAGCGAGCGGCGAAGAUAUCUCCUAACGUAUAGAGCUCACAUGUCGCCGCAUACGAGUAAAUGCUGGAGAAAGCACUGGAAGGAUGCUGGUGUGGUUUCACCUGCGUUACUAGACGAUAUUCCUUGUACACAGAUUGGCAUAACGCAGCUUGAUCAGGUCUGGGCUCCACUGAUAGCCCAGAUGAUGGAGACGGGGGCGAGAGACUUUACAGAACAGGAAAGGAUACGCUACGAGGAGCUGAAGAUGUCGAAGAAGUUCAUCAACGAAGUAAUGGGGUAUGACAUCCUGCGAGGUCGGGCAGCUGACGGAGGAGAGUUGGAUGAUGAGCACGAGCCAUGA